AGUUUGUACAUCUUCUAAACUACAAUGUCACAGUUACAGCUGCAAAUGGAGGGCCUUCCUGGGUACGACAUCCUCAUGGGGUUCUGGGAAGACUACGCGGGUGAGCAUUUGAAUACCAUUGACCCGUACGAGGACGAAAAUGGCAAUAAACGGAGGUUACCAUCAUCUUCGUCUCAACAAGAACAACGAAUGUGGAAAAUAGUUCAAAAAAAAGCAUGGGCUCACGACAAGUGUUUCUUAGGUUCGUGUGGAGUUGGCAUGGACUGUGGAGUCGGGUUGGCACCGUUGGUGGUACUUUUUUUCCCGGUGCUAGGUCCUCUAAUCAUGUACGGGGUUCAUGCCAGAUUGAUACAUGUGGUCACUAACGAGAUGAAACUCCCCGGGUCGCUUGUGGCCAAAAUGGAGGCCAACAUCGUGGUGGAUCUUUUGAUCACGUUUCCACCCGUCAUUGGCUGUUUCUUUGGGUAUCUUCACUCCUGUUCCACCCGAAACGCUGGUUUGAUCUACAAAUACUUUCUAUUUCUCGCGGAACAGCGAGAGAAGAACAACGUGCCACUUUAUGUGGGCCGGGGGGCCAUUGGACACGGGCCUGAGACGGUGCAGCCAGCUUACGCGGGAACUGCUCGUCAAAACAAUUACCAGAACCCGAAUCUGGUGCUGAAAAAACCGAUGUUUGGCCAACGGACAUAUAGCAGUGGCCAGCGUGGCAAACCUCUGGCACAGAUUCUGGUGGAUCAGCACCAACAAAGUGGCUUCCUAUAAGCACUAAUAUAUAAAAAUCUCAA
This is a messenger RNA of Yamadazyma tenuis ATCC 10573, 785 nucleotides long. Lineage: Eukaryota; Fungi; Ascomycota; Pichiomycetes; Serinales; Debaryomycetaceae. The record is from RefSeq and is a predicted model, not a curated record.